UUAUGAAAAUGGAUCUUUAGCAAGGAUAGAUCACACCUUCCAAAUCUGAUAAAAUUAAAAGAAAUGCAAAAAUGCACGAAAGUAGUGAUACUCAGACUGGUAAGAACGAAACGGAACCAGAACAAAUUACACCUCAAGUGGCUGUUCAUAGAAUAAGCUUCCGCGGACUUACAGGGAUUAUAUUCUCUUUGCUUGGAGUCUCUCUUCUGAUCUACGCAGUUGGGUUUCUUGGUACCAGUUGGAGUGUACAGGGAGAAACGCAUCAAGGCCUUUGGAGUACUUGCCAAUGUCGGGCGCCCAAACAAGGACCAUGGUUGAUAGGGGCACAGAUUCUCACUACAUUAGGUCUAAUAGGCCUGGUCGUAUGCCUUGCAGCCACUGUCAUCUACAUGACUGUACAUACGAUUAACAAAAACAAAAGUCUCCGUGCUCUGAUCUCUUCAUGUUUCAUAACAGCUAUCCUUAUGGUGUCCGGCUUCAUCACUUAUGGAUCCCAUUAUCCAGGAUUACACUGGUCAUUCGCUUUCUGUACCAUCUCUAUGAUAAUAACGUUGGGGGCUGGAGGACUAUCUAUUAAACAAAUGCUGGAUUCAAAAGCAGGAACAGUUGCUUAAAAAUGACGGAACUCUUGGAUGAGCAAGUUUGACAACUUUAUUUUUAGGCCGACUGCAUGGCUGCUUGCGGCAACUUUUUGUUUAUAUGGUUUUGUACUUUAAUUUGUUAAUCACCCACUCCUUUUGAACUUUGUACGCUUAUAUCUGUACUAUUUGUGAUAAAAAUGAAAAUACAAA
Owenia fusiformis is the source of this 791-nucleotide messenger RNA. Lineage: Eukaryota; Metazoa; Annelida; Polychaeta; Sabellida; Oweniidae. The record is from the annotation of a GenBank genome assembly.